Molecule: messenger RNA, 6228 nt
Organism: Ceutorhynchus assimilis (cabbage seed weevil)
Lineage: Eukaryota; Metazoa; Arthropoda; Insecta; Coleoptera; Curculionidae
Source: the annotation of a GenBank genome assembly
CGCGAUCCUGCUGGAUAUCUUUCUCCUGUCCCAGUCCAGAAAAAUCCCGAAUUUGGAAAAUAUACGCGAAUUUUCGACAAAAUGAUUUAGAAUAAGUUGUAUUCGAGACAGUGCGAAGUGUGUAUUUGUUGCACUUAACGGUUUUAGUAAGUUGAUGGGGAUUUUUUCAAAGGGAUAAUCCAAAAGUGAGCAAAGAUGUCUUCGGUCAAAGUAGCUGUCCGCGUGCGACCUUUCAACAACAGAGAAAUCUCGAGAGAAUGCAAAUGUAUUAUAAAAAUGGGCGGAAAUACCACAACUAUACAGAACCCAAAGGCCGAACCAAACAAUAAGGAAUCGAUUAAAAGCUUCAACUUUGAUUAUUCAUAUUGGUCACAUGAUGAAACCGAUCCCGAAUUUUCCUCUCAACUUCUCGUCUACAAAGACAUCGGCGAAGAAAUGCUACAACACUCAUUCGACGGCUACAACGUGUGCAUUUUCGCCUACGGCCAAACCGGCGCCGGAAAAUCCUACACCAUGAUGGGCAAACAGGAAGAAGGCCAAGAAGGUAUAAUACCCCAAAUCUGUUUGGAGUUGUUCAGGAAAAUUAAAGAUAGCGAUCAGGGCGACAUCAAGUACUCGGUAGAAGUCAGUUAUAUGGAGAUAUACUGCGAAAGGGUGCGGGAUUUGCUCAAUCCCAAAAACAAGGGUAAUCUUAAGGUGCGCGAACAUCCUCUAUUAGGGCCUUAUGUAGAAGAUCUCAGUAAACUAGCUGUUACUAGUUACGAAGAUAUACACGAGCUUAUUGAUGAAGGAAAUAAAGCUAGAACUGUAGCUGCUACAAAUAUGAACGAAACUAGUUCCAGGUCGCAUGCAGUUUUCACUAUAUUUUUUACACAGCAAAGAUUAGACGAAAUCACUCAACUGACUACGGAAAAAGUAUCCAAAAUAUCCUUGGUGGACUUGGCAGGAUCCGAAAGGGCCGAUUCCACCGGUGCCAAGGGCACCAGACUAAAAGAGGGAGCUAAUAUUAACAAGAGUCUUACCACUUUGGGUAAAGUGAUAUCAGCUCUAGCUGAAAUAGCAACCAAAAACAAAAAAUCCAAAAAAGCCGAUUUCAUACCAUACAGAGACUCGGUUUUAACGUGGUUGCUGCGUGAAAAUCUGGGAGGCAACAGUAAAACCGCUAUGAUAGCUGCUAUAUCGCCUGCGGAUAUCAACUAUGAUGAAACUCUAUCGACAUUGAGAUAUGCAGAUAGAGCCAAACAAAUUGUUUGCAAAGCUGUUGUCAACGAGGACGCCAAUGCCAAACUCAUACGAGAACUCAAAGAAGAAAUCCAAAAGUUGCGAGAAUUACUCAAACAAGAAGGCAUCGAUGUACACGAAGGUCCGGACGGCAAAGUUAUGUACGAAAAAAAAGGUAUGGAUAGUAAUAUGGUGGACAGGAAUAAUAAGGAAAACGAAAAACGUGCCAGGACUCAAUCUACAACUGCAGAGGAAGCUGUAGACCAGCUACAGGCUAGCGAAAAACUUAUUGCAGAAUUGAAUGAAACUUGGGAAGAAAAACUAAAGAAAACCGAAGCCAUAAGAAUAGAACGAGAAGCUGUCUUUGCCGAAAUGGGGGUAGCAAUAAAGGACGGCAAUACCGUGGGCAUAUUUUCGCCCAAACGCACCCCGCAUCUGGUCAAUCUCAACGAGGAUCCUUUCAUGUCCGAAUGCCUCAUUUAUUACAUAAAAGAUGGUUUGACCAAAAUAGGCUCAGAAGAAGCCAACAGCCCUCAAGAUGUGCAACUUUCAGGAGCCCACAUUAAACCUGAGCAUUGCAUUUUUGAAAAUAAAGACAGAAAAAUCACGCUGAUACCUUUAAACUCAGCUUUAAUCUAUGUUAAUGGAAGAGAAAUUAUCGAACCAAUAAUUCUCAAAACGGGUUCGCGCGUUAUCCUGGGUAAAAAUCACGUAUUCCGUUUCACUCAUCCAGAUGAGGUGAGAGAGAUGCGGGAGAAAAACACCCUCCCUGAAACAGUCGAUUGGAACUUUGCGCAAAACGAACUUUUAGAGAAACAAGGGGUCGAUUUGAAGGCGGAAAUGCAAAAGAAGUUGGUCACCUUGGAAGAGCAGUACCGCAAGGAAAAGGAACUAGCAGAUCAGGCAUUUAACGAACAGAGAAAAAAUUAUGAGGCAAGGAUUGAUGCUUUGCAAAAACAAGUGGAAGAACAAAUAAUGACCAUGUCCACCUAUAGUUCGUACACUCCAGAAGAUUACAGCAACGACAACGAUAUUUUUGUGAACCCUCUGUUUGAUGCAGAGUGCAACUGGUCAGAAAAGGAGUUCGAAAUGGCAGCAACGGCUUGGCGCAAGUGGAAGCACCACCAGUUCACUUCCCUACGGGACGAUUUGUGGGGCAACGCAAUUUUUCUCAAGGAAGCCAACGCUAUCAGUGUGGAAUUGAAGAAGAAGGUCCAAUUCCAAUUUACGCUUCUCACGGAUACGUUGUAUUCUCCCUUGCCUCCGGACUUGAGGCCAGCAGUAGAUUACGACCAUGAUGAAGAUGUUUCGAUACAAAAAACCUCUGUGGCUGUGGAAGUGCAGGAUCUCAAAAAUGGAGCCACUCAUUAUUGGUCUUUAGACAAAUUGCGCCAACGUUUGGAACUGAUGCGCGAAAUGUAUCACAACGAAGCUGAAAUGUCGCCUACUUCUCCAGACUACAAUGUAGAAUCUCUAACUGGAGGCGAUCCUUUUUACGACAGAUUCCCCUGGUUCCGUAUGGUUGGAAGAGGAUUUGUCUAUUUGAGCAAUUUAUUGUAUCCAGUUACUUUGAUACACAAAGUAGCUGUUGUGAGUGAAAAAGGAGAUGUUAGAGGAUAUUUAAGAGUAGCUGUGCAAGCUGUUAUGGACGAAGACAAUUCCGAUCAGGUCGGAGUGAGGCAAAGUGCUAGAAUUGCUUUCGAAUCUACUCCCAAAGCUGUUAUGGAACGCAAUAUUCACAACAUGGAAGAACGUAUUAUUGAAGGCCACAACAGUAUCGAUCCAAUUAAACUGGAAGAGUUGAUUGAAUGCGAUGCCGAUUCAGGCCGUGGAGACAGCUCAGUUUCUUCUGACCUUAAAGAAGAAGAAAUCCCCGAGCAUUUAAUGAUUGGCAAAGAGUUCACUUUUCGAGUCACUGUAUUGCAAGCUGUUGGAAUUUCAACUGAAUAUGCUGACAUAUUUUGCCAGUUCAACUUCUUGCAUAGGCACGAUGAGGCAUUUUCAACUGAACCAGUUAAAAAUACUGGCAAAGGAACACCACUAGGUUUCUACCACGUGCAAAACAUUACAGUUACUUGCACCAAAUCCUUUUUGGACUAUAUUAGAACGCACCCAAUAGUGUUUGAAGUAUUCGGACACUACCAGCAACAUCCUUUGCAUAAAGACGCCAAAUUGGAAGGUAGUGUCAGGCAACCUCCAAGAAGAAUGUUGCCGCCUUCGAUUCCGAUUUCUCAACCGGUCAGGUCUAGUAAAUUUGGUGCUUUGCCUAGUCCUUGCACCGCUCAUAUCCACGCUAAGGUUGAUAUCCUCGUAUGGUUCGAAAUCUGCGAACUAGCUCCAAACGGUGAAUACGUACCCGUCGUUGUAGAACACAGCGACGAAUUACCUUGCAGAGGCCUCUUCUUGCUCCACCAGGGCAUUCAACGUAGAAUCCGCAUAACAAUUGUGCACGAUCAAGCAUCUGAAAUCAAAUGGAGAGACGUAAGAGAAUUGGUGGUGGGCCGCAUAAGGAACAAUCCAGAAUCCGAAGAUGACGAGGAUAACGACAACUCGGUGCUUUCUUUGGGAUUAUUUCCAGGAGAGUAUCUGGAAAUUCCAGGAGAUGACAGGGUCAUGUUUAGGUUCGAGGCGGCUUGGGACAGCUCCUUGCACAAUUCGAUUUUGUUGAAUCGCGUUACUGCUCCUGGAGAACAAAUUUUCAUGACUAUAUCUGCUUAUUUGGAGUUGGAAAACUGUGCAAGGCCAGCAAUAAUUACUAAGGAUUUGAGUAUGGUCAUGUAUGGAAGAGACGCCCGUACAGGCCCUAGAUCUUUGAAACAUCUCUUUUCUGGAAGUUACAGAAAUGCAGAAGCAAACAGGCUGUCUGGAGUGUACGAGUUGUUGCUGAGACGUGCCAGCGAAGCAGGAGUACAACGUCGUCAAAGGCGCGUAUUGGACACGAGCUCUACUUACGUGAGAGGUGAAGAAAAUUUACAUGGAUGGCGUCCACAUGGGGAUUCGCUUAUUUUUGAUCACCAAUGGGAAUUGGAAAAAUUGACACGACUAGAAGAAGUGGAGAGGGUAAGACACACAUUGUUGCUACGCGAAAGACUGGGCCUGGACCGGUGCCACAACUACAACAAAUUCCAAGCAGAGUACACGACGAAAAGCGAAAAGGACGUGUGCAACAUGGUGGCGAAAAACAACCUGAACUACCAGCAGCAACAAGCAAACAACGAUCCGUGCUACGAGUACACGGAACGCGAAAAGCAGCUGCUCAACAAGUGCGUGAGACUUAUCCAAGGCAAACCCAAAGAUUUGAAGGAUAACGAAGUUGGUAGCCCCACCGAAGAAAUGACCGAUAUGAGCUCUAGCAUGAUUUCCAGCGUCAUGACGAAUAGUUCUAUUGAAUUGUGCUCACCUGAACGGACUCCGAUGAUUGGAGAGUGUGCACCUUUUCCUAGUAUGCCUGCUUCACCACCAGGUCCAAGAGAUCCCGAAUUGGUCCUUUACGUGCCCGACAUGGAAGAAAUUCGAAUUUCCCCAGUGGUGGCCCGCAAAGGGUACCUCAACGUGCUCGAGCACAAAACGCACGGUUGGAAAAAGCGUUGGGUGGCUGUGCGACGACCCUACGUCUUUAUAUUCCGCGACGAAAAAGACCCUGUGGAAAGGGCCCUGAUCAACUUGGCCACAGCUCAAGUCGAGUACUCGGAAGACCAACUGGCCAUGGUGCGUUUGCCCAACACUUUCAGUGUGGUCAGCAAACAUCGGGGAUAUCUGUUGCAAACUUUGCAUGAGAAGGAAGUUCAUGAUUGGCUUUACGCUAUCAAUCCGUUGUUAGCUGGUCAGAUACGUUCCAAGUCGGCUAGGCUACAGCCUCAGAAAGAGGAGACUACGAUUGUGGCUGUAGUACCUAAAUGAGAUAUGAUCGAUAUGGAAUCUGUGCUUGUUUAUUAAUGAGAGUUUUGGAUUUGGUAAUGCUUAGCGCGAGGGCAUUGGCAAAUGUGUAUGUUUCAUGACUUAGGCAAGAAUGAACCUACACUUUAUAUGUCAUUUUUAAAAAAGAUCACUUUGUUUAGGAGUUUUCUUCUAAGGACAUAGGAAACAACCUUUAUUUCACUGUCAAAAGCAAUUUCCACUUCUUUAACUGAAGCUCAUUUUUGCCUAACUCCAUUAAACAAGAGAUUCCAUAUAAGGGUGCGUUGAAAUUGUCUAGUCAUUUUUCUGUUCAACUAUAUAGGGUUGAUUUUGUUGGGAAUUGAAGAGUUUUUCUUUUGUUUUUGUACAGUUUACACCAGCAAAAGGCCCUUAUUGUUUGAACUUUUGCUUUAACAUUGUGAUUUUCUAAGAGAUAUACGUAUAUAUUUUAAAUAGUGUUUAUUUUUAUUAGGCUUAAGUAUAGUUGUAUUAUUUAAAUUUAAAAUAAUUCUCGGUGUUAUAAAAGAGUCGGAGCUUUUAAUUAUUACUAGUAAUAUGUAUCAAAAAAAAAAAAUAUUAUAAAUGUUCAGUACCCUUCUUCCCCUAAGGCCUCAGAUUUUGAUUUUCGAUGUGCAAUAUUUAAACCAAAAAAAAAUAGUCUUAAAUUAUAUUAUAAAACACGUAAAUAUAUAGGGCAGAUAUUUGUAGGAAUAAUGCACAAGCAUAAUUUAAACAAAAUUAAACGCCCUUUGAUUUGUAGAUUUUUCCAAGCUAACCACCCAGUACUUAUAGAGUUUUAAGGCAAAUUUCCUGACUGAUAUUAUGUUUUGGCCAUUCUUUUAGAUGUUGUUAGAGUGAUGUAGCAAGUCUAAAAGAAUGGCUGUUUUUUUUUUUCCUCUCAAAUAAAAUUAAAACACUUGUGCUACGCCUUAAACUUAAUUAAGAGCUAUAAAUGUAUAAAAAUGGUAUUAAGGUCGAUGAAAACAGAGUAGGACAAUUUAGGAAAUUUAUUAUUUUAAUAAAGGUAGGUACGAACUUGUAUCGAGGUUUUGUCCCUCAUUUAUUGUAUAAUUAAGUCAUUAUAUGAUAAUAAACCAAUUAAAGUCGUAA